AUGGCGGCAGGCGUGGCCACGUGGCUACCUUUUGCCCGCGCUGCGGCGGUGGGCUGGCUUCCCCUGGCCCAGCAGCCCCUGCCCCCAGCGCCAGGGGUGAAGGCCUCCCGAGGGGAUGAGGUUCUGGUGGUGAAUGUGAGCGGGCGACGCUUUGAGACCUGGAAGAACACGCUGGACCGCUACCCAGACACUUUGCUGGGCAGUUCGGAGAAGGAGUUCUUCUACGAUGCUGACUCAGGCGAGUACUUCUUUGAUCGAGACCCGGACAUGUUCCGGCACGUGCUGAACUUCUAUCGCACUGGGCGACUGCACUGUCCGCGGCAGGAGUGCAUCCAGGCCUUUGAUGAAGAGCUGGCUUUCUAUGGCCUGGUACCUGAGCUGGUUGGCGACUGCUGCCUUGAAGAGUACCGGGACCGGAAGAAGGAGAACGCUGAGCGCCUGGCGGAGGACGAGGAGGCCGAGCAGGCUGGGGAUGGCCCGGCCCUGCUGGCGGGCAGCUCCCUGCGGCAGCAGCUCUGGCGGGCCUUCGAGAACCCUCACACAAGCACUGCGGCCCUGGUGUUCUACUACGUGACCGGCUUUUUCAUCGCUGUGUCGGUCAUUGCCAACGUGGUGGAGACCAUCCCAUGCCGGGGCCCUGCACGGCGGCCCCCGAGGGAGCAGCCAUGUGGCGACCGCUUCCCACUGGCCUUUUUCUGCAUGGACACGGCUUGUGUGCUCAUAUUCACGGGCGAAUACCUCCUGCGCCUCUUUGCAGCCCCCAGCCGUUGUCGCUUCCUACGUAGUGUCAUGAGCCUCAUCGACGUGGUGGCUAUUCUACCCUACUACAUCGGGCUUUUCGUGCCCAAGAACGAGGACGUCUCUGGCGCCUUCGUCACCCUGCGUGUGUUCCGGGUGUUCCGCAUCUUCAAGUUCUCCCGGCACUCACAGGGCCUUCGGAUUCUGGGUUACACACUCAAGAGCUGUGCCUCUGAGCUGGGCUUUCUCCUCUUUUCCCUCACCAUGGCCAUCAUCAUCUUCGCCACUGUCAUGUUCUAUGCUGAGAAAGGCACAAACAAGACCAACUUUACGAGCAUCCCUGCAGCCUUCUGGUAUACCAUUGUCACCAUGACCACACUUGGUUAUGGAGACAUGGUGCCCAGUACCAUUGCUGGUAAAAUUUUUGGAUCCAUCUGCUCACUCAGUGGCGUCUUGGUUAUUGCCCUGCCUGUGCCAGUUAUUGUGUCCAACUUUAGCCGCAUCUACCACCAGAACCAACGUGCUGACAAACGCAGAGCACAGCAGAAGGUGCGCUUGGCAAGGAUCCGGUUGGCAAAGAGUGGCACUACCAACGCCUUCCUGCAGUACAAGCAAAAUGGGGGCCUUGAGGACAGCUGCAGUGGGGAGGAACAGAUGCUGUGUGUCAGGAACCGUUCAGCUUUCCAGCAGCAACAUCACCACUUGCUGCAUUGUCUAGAGAAGACGACGUGCCAUGAGUUCACAGAUGAGCUGACCUUCAGCGAGGCCCUGGGAGCUGUCUCACUGGGUGUCUGCACAAGCCGCAGCACCUCCAUGUCCUCCCAGCCUGUGGGAACCAGCAGUCUACUAUCUUCUUGCUGCCCCCGCAGGGCCAAGCGCCGUGCCAUCCGCCUUGCCAAUUCCACUGCCUCAGUCAGCCGUGGCAGCAUGCAGGAGCUGGACACGCUGGCUGGGCUGCAGAGGAGCCCUGCGCCUCAGAGCCGCUCGAGCCUCAAUGCCAAGCCUUAUGACGGCCUUGAUCUGAACUGCGACAGCCAGGACUUCGUGGCCGCCAUUAUUAGUAUCCCUACCCCUCCUGCCAACACCCCAGAUGAGAGUCAACCUUCCUCCCCUGAUGGCAGCAGCAGCAGGGCCAGCAACACCCUCAGGAACUCCAACAUGGGUACCCCUUGCCUCCUCCCUGAGACUGUCAGGAUCUCUUCCCUGUGAGGGGUGGGUCUACCCUUCCAGAGGGCCCUCUUAAUUCUUGGGGACUCCUUUCCAAAGCCAUAUCUUAGGGAAGCAGAGAGGGGAAGGCCUGGGGACCCCUUCUGCCCCCUACCAAGAACUAUGCAAUGGAGUUUCAGGGAAUAGCCCACUUGGUGGGGAAGUAGCCAGAGAGUGGGAAACUUCUCCCACCCCACAUGAUUUUCCUGGUGAGAGCUGAAGUGCUGGGCUUCCACAGACCCCCGACCUCAUUGGCCCCUCUCCCCUAGCUGGCCUCUUGCAUGUUCCUUCUCUUGAGGCCUCAGAGGUAGGUAAAGCUCCCAUCUGAUUCUUGGGCUCUGGCCUGAGAAGUAAAGCUAAGAUUUCUUCUCUCUGGCCGGGCUGUGGAGGUUUGGGACUUCAGAGAAAAGAACCCUCACCUCUGAUCUCAGGUCCAACAACUCCAAGACUCCAAAGCUUAGAAUGCAACAACCACAGGCUUCCAUGGGCUGUGGCCUCAGCAGUGAUCUGCCACUCCCAGGCCUUGGCUGAGGGGUCAAGCUGCCCCUCCCAACAUAGACAAAUAGCACAAACACACCAGCCCCUUCCCUAGCUGCUGAAAAUGGGUCCCCGCAACCCCAUCCUCUGCCAGGCCUCCAGCAAAUUCUAGCAAUAGCAACUGCCGCCAUGACAUUAUGCAAAGCCUGUGCUCAGUCUGCUGCAGUAUCUACAUCUACCCUAAUCAGAGGGACCACCUCUAACCAAUCAUCCUUCACUCCUCUCCUCUGGUUUGCUUCCUUCCUGGGUUGGGCUGGAGUCUGGACUGGCUGAGAUAAGAGCCUGGCAGCCAGCAAGAGCUGGGCUGUGCUUGGAAAUCAUGGGCUGAUUCCAUAUUUUUGGGCAGGAGUCCAGAACCGUCAGGGGCUGAGGCCUGGGUUUUUCCUGAACUCUGGGAGUUGUAGGAGGCAGGAGGAACUUCUUGAUCUCCUCUUCCUUCCCCACAACUCCUUUUUACAUGUUCCUUUCUCUUGGGUCACCUUCUGGAACUGUGCCUGCUGUCAGGCUGAAAUCUGGCAUCAUCUCAGGUUCCCUGUCCCCAGCACUGACGUCAUGGAGCUGGUGGCUGACAAAGAUGUAGUUUCCAUCAGUCAAUAAAACCUAAGAGGAGA
Loxodonta africana (African savanna elephant) is the source of this 3092-nucleotide messenger RNA. It is a transcript of the gene KCND1, whose product is annotated as potassium voltage-gated channel subfamily D member 1. Bases 1 to 1947 code for a protein of 648 amino acids. The transcript has 6 exons. Gene Ontology annotation, molecular function: A-type (transient outward) potassium channel activity; protein binding. Lineage: Eukaryota; Metazoa; Chordata; Mammalia; Proboscidea; Elephantidae. Gene Ontology annotation, biological process: protein homooligomerization; potassium ion transmembrane transport. Gene Ontology annotation, cellular component: dendritic spine; postsynaptic membrane; neuronal cell body. The record is from RefSeq and is a predicted model, not a curated record.